CCGAGAUGUUGUGGUUUCUUUGGGAGGGGGUGGGAGAUGAGAGCUCCAUGGGAUAAGUCGUUUUCAAGGACUUUAUAAAGCCUCUUUAUAAAAGGGGCCCCUGCAUUUUCGCCUUCCUCUUUCACGGAGGUUCAAACAAGAAGCUUUCUUUAAAUCCUUCAGUGGGGAGAGAGGUAAAAAAUAAAUAAAAAAUGCUUCCGAUCUCUGCGAUGGCACUUACCGGGCUGGUCUUGCUGAGGACUGUCAGCGCAGCGCUGGAUCCGACCCUGGACAAAGCCUGGGGAGACUGGAAGAGAGCCCAUUCUAAAGAAUACAGCGAGGAGGAAGAACUUUUCCGGAGGGCUGUGUGGGAGAAGAAUCUACAGAUGAUCGAACAGCACAACUCAGAGGCUUCCCAGGGGAUGCACACCUAUGAGAUGGGCAUGAACCACCUUGGUGACUUGACGCGAGAAGAGUUUAACCAAAAGCUGAACGGUUUCCAUCCAGACAUAGCUGAAGAACAUGGUGGAGGCGAGGACCUUUUCGAAGAUACUGACGCCCUCGAGACCCCCAAGCAUGUAGACUGGCGCACCAAAGGUUAUGUCACCCCCAUAAAAGACCAGGGCGAUUGUGGGUCUUGCUGGGCGUUCAGCGCCACGGGUGCCCUCGAAGGCUUGCAUUUCAAGAAGACCCGCAAGCUGGUCUCGCUGAGCGAACAGAACCUCGUCGACUGCUCCUGGAAGCAGGGGAACCAAGGGUGCAACGGAGGGUUCAUGAACUGGGCCUUCAAGUACGUCUGGCUUAACAAGGGGAUCAACUCGGAGACGACCUAUCCCUACGAGGCCGAGGAUGGCCCCUGUCGGUUCAAUGCCUCCGACCGAGCGGCCACGUGCACUUUUAGGGUCAAGGUCCCAAAGAAGAACGAGACAGCCCUGGCGCGAGCUGUGGCGAAGGUGGGCCCAGUUUCCGUCGCGGUGGACGCAAGUAGCUUUAUGUUCUACAAGUCAGGAAUCUUUCAUCGCAAGGACUGUGAACAGAUGUUGAAUCACGGCAUGUUGGCAGUUGGCUAUGGCACCGUCAAAGGAGAUAAGAAGAUUAAGGAUUAUUGGAUCCUGAAGAACAGCUGGUCUGAAACUUGGGGCGAAAAGGGCUACAUGCGACUCGCCAAAGGCUGUCACAAUCAAUGCGGCGUAGCGAGCGACGCCAGCUACCCCACCCUGUGACCUGCUGCGCGGGGCCACGAUCCCUUCUUCCAGGUUAUUUCCCUGGUUUCAGGAACGGCGGCGAGGUUUCCCAAACAGGGCAGGC
This is a messenger RNA of Lacerta agilis (Sand lizard), 1287 nucleotides long. Its product is annotated as cathepsin L1-like. The record is from RefSeq and is a predicted model, not a curated record. The transcript is spliced from 8 exons. Bases 192 to 1202 code for a protein of 336 amino acids. Gene Ontology annotation, molecular function: cysteine-type endopeptidase activity. Gene Ontology annotation, biological process: immune response. NCBI's taxonomy places the organism in Eukaryota, Metazoa, Chordata, Lepidosauria, Squamata, Lacertidae. Gene Ontology annotation, cellular component: lysosome.